CGCCCACCUGUGUGUAUUUUGGCAGGCAGAUGUGACUAGGAAACUGCUUGCUGUGUCGUAAUAAGCAUGCCGAAUUAAAGAUAAGAUAAUAGUGAUUUUGGAUCAGGUCAGAUUUUGACAUUCAGUAUGCGUGACUGCAGAGAUGAGUCACGCAACGUUAAAAUGAUAAAUAAAAAUGUAAGCGUAUGCUGGAUGGAGGACGUAUACCCGGGUGGAAUGCGACUGUAUUCCAGCCAGGUGUUAUAAUCCCUUCAAACGUUUAUUACAGAAACACAAUGUUUCAGACGGGGAUGGUGGGAUACCCCGAGGCUCUUACUGAUCCAUCCUACCGCUGCCAGCUGCUGACCCUCACUUACCCUCUGGUUGGCAACUAUGGUGUGCCAAUGGAUGAAGAGGGAGAGUUCGGGCUGAGCAAGUGGUUUGAGUCAUACAAGAUCCACGCUGCUGCUUUGAUUAUUGGAGAACUGUCUGAAAGUCCCAGUCACUGGAGUUCAGCCAAGUCACUGGACCAGUGGCUCAAAGAGCAAGGCAUUCCUGGAUUACAAGGUGUUGACACCCGCUGCUUGACCAAAAAGAUCCGAGAGAAGGGGACCCUGUUGGGGAAGCUGAUAGUGGACGGGACUCCUGAGGAAAGUAUUCCCUUCGAUAAUCCCGACAAGAGGAACCUGGUCCGAGAGGUCUCCAUGAAGGAGCCAAAAGUGUUCAAUCAUAGCGGCAGCUUUCAUAUCACAGUGGUGGACUGUGGCAUCAAGUACAACCAGAUCCGCUGCCUGGCUCAGAGAGGAGCCCGUGUUACUGUCGUACCCUGGGACCACCCGCUGGACACCGCCGAUUUUGAUGGUUUGUUCGUCAGUAAUGGUCCCGGGGAUCCCCAGCUCUGUCAGGCCACCAUCAACAACGUGAGGAAGGUGAUCUCUGUGGACCAACCAAAGCCAGUUUUUGGCAUCUGUCUCGGACACCAGCUGCUCUCUCUGGUCAUUGGAGCCAAGACCUACAAGAUGAAGUACGGUAACCGUGGACACAACCAACCGUGCAUCCAUAAUGGGACAGAGCGCUGCUUCAUCACCAGUCAGAAUCACGGCUUCGCUGUCGACCCUGACACUUUGCCCAAAGACUGGGACGUGCUCUUCACAAAUGCUAACGACCACACCAACGAGGGCAUCGUACACAACACAAAGCCUCUGUUCAGGUAACAGUCUGUGAAAGAUGGAGUCCAGUGGUGAUUCACUCU
Messenger RNA from Maylandia zebra (zebra mbuna), 1231 nucleotides. The record is from RefSeq and is a predicted model, not a curated record. NCBI's taxonomy places the organism in Eukaryota, Metazoa, Chordata, Actinopteri, Cichliformes, Cichlidae.